AUGCAAGAGCCCCAUGCUAAAGAACCGAGGCGCGCAGACAAGGCAGAGCAGAAAGAACGCCGCGAGUCCAAACCACCACCACCGGAGUCGACGCUGCCGCGAGAUGAGGCGUCUCUGAGGAGCAGCAAGGCUCCCACCCCUCCCGCAGGUGCCCUUCCACGCGCCACGUCAGCACCUGUGGGUGCUUCUUCUGCGCCUCCGAAGAAGGAGAAGCCUGCCGCUGCAAAGCCAGGCAGUAAGAGCCUGGCCGAGCUUGUGAGGGAUACGGAUCUGGAGCCUGACGAGGAGGUUGCUAGGUAUGGCGAGAUGAAGGAUUAUGUUGAGGCUAUGGCCAAAAAUCGCGUUCCUGAGAAGGGCGAUGCUGCUGAGGGUGGGAAGGAGCUGAAAGGCAGCAGCAGCGGUGCUUUUCUUGGGAGGGAGGGUCACGCCAUUCCAGAUGAGGGGAUCUUUGGUGGAGAGAAGAAGCGGGAGGAGUCUCGCGAGGGCGAGUACGGAUACGACUCUCGCGGAACAGCUGCAGGCGCCGAGCAAGAAUAUGGUGGCCAAGGGCGCGGAUAUGGUGAAGAACGUGAGACGGAGGAAGAGAAGAUGCGCAAGGAGUACGAGGGGCACAAGCGCGGAGAGCGCAUCGGUGAGGCGAUUGCAGCCGGUGCUGCAGCGUAUGCGGGGCACGAACGCCACGAGAAAAAGGACGACGAGAAGGAUAUGAAGGGGAGGCAGAGGGAGGCGGAGGGUGGCCACAAGAAGCAUGGCUGGUUUGGCUAG
Molecule: messenger RNA, 765 nt
Organism: Closterium sp. Naga37s-1
Lineage: Eukaryota; Viridiplantae; Streptophyta; Zygnematophyceae; Desmidiales; Closteriaceae
Source: the annotation of a GenBank genome assembly